UGCUCUUCUGGUUUUCUUGGGGGCACUCUAUUACUUCAUGACACGGCCUAGAAAGGUAUACUUGGUGGAUUUUGCAUGUUACAAGCCUCCACCGGAGAUUAUGUGCCCUAAGGAGAUGUUCAUGGAUAGAUCAAAGAAAGCCAAGUUUUUUAGUGAGGAAAAUCUGUCAUUUCAGAAGAGGAUAUUGGAGAGGUCAGGGUUGGGUGAAAAGACUUAUUUCCCAGAAGCCCUUUUGAGAGAGCCGCCCAAUCCUUGCAUGGGUGAGGCUAGGAAGGAGGCUGAGAUGGUGAUGUUUGGUGCCAUUGAUGACCUGCUGGCUAAAACUGGUGUGAAGGCUAAGGAUAUUGGGAUUCUUGUGGUGAAUUGCAGUCUCUUCAACCCAACUCCUUCUCUUUCCGCCAUGAUUGUCAACCAUUACAAGCUUUGGGGGAACAUUCCAAGCUACAACCUUGGUGGUAUGGGUUGUAGUGCUGGACUCAUUUCAAUUGACCUUGCCAAACAACUCUUGCAGAGGGUGCAUCCCAACUCUUAUGCCCUAGUAGUGACCAUGGAAAACCUCACUCUCAACUGGUACACCGGCAACAACCGAUCAAUGCUUGUCUCCAAUUGCAUUUUCCGAAUAGGCGGCGCCGCCAUCCUCCUCUCCAACCGCUCCUCCGACCGCCGCCGCUCAAAGUACCAGCUCCUCCACACCGUCCGCACCCACAACGGCGCCGACGACCGGAGCUACUCCUGCGCCUUCCAACAAGAGGACGCCGCCCAAAAAACCGGCGUCGCCCUUUCCAAACACCUAAUGGCCAUCGCCGGCGACGCCUUAAAGACAAACAUAACCACCCUCGGACCACUAGUCCUCCCCUUUUCCCAACUUCUCCUAUUUUUCACCGCAUUAGUCGCGAGAAAAGUGCUCAAAAUGAACAUAAUAAAGCCGUACGUGCCGGACUUCAAGCGGGCGUUCGAGCAUUUCUGCGUUCACGCCGGAGGGGCGGCGGUGUUGGAGGAGAUAGAGAAGAGGCUUGAGCUAAGUGAAUGGCAUAUGGAGCCUUCGAGAAUGACGCUUUACCGAUUUGGCAACACGUCCAGCAGUUCUUUGUGGUACGAAUUGGCUUAUUGUGAGGCUAAAGGGAGGAUUAGAAAGGGAGAUCGGACAUGGCAGAUUGCGUUUGGUUCUGGGUUUAAAUGUAACAGUGCGGUUUGGCGUGCGUUGAAGACAAUCCAUCCUGCUGAGCUCAACAAGCCUUGGAUGGACGAGAUUCACGAGUUCCCAGUUGACGUUCCUAAACUUGCAACCAUCAACGCUUAA
Molecule: messenger RNA, 1300 nt
Organism: Ipomoea triloba (trilobed morning glory)
Lineage: Eukaryota; Viridiplantae; Streptophyta; Magnoliopsida; Solanales; Convolvulaceae
Product: 3-ketoacyl-CoA synthase 20-like
Exons: 2
Coding region: 38-1300 (420 amino acids)
Biological process (GO): fatty acid biosynthetic process
Cellular component (GO): membrane
Molecular function (GO): acyltransferase activity, transferring groups other than amino-acyl groups
Source: RefSeq, a predicted model, not a curated record